AUGAGAGUGAACUUCCUGAAUUCCUUGGAGGUUCAUGUACUNCACGGAGUUGACAAGGAAGGACGACCUGUGUACAUUGAGAGGCUAGGUCUAGUAGAUUCUACCAAGUUGAUGCAAGUCACAACCAUGGAUAGGUAUGUAAACUACCAUGUUAGGGAGUUUGAGAGGACAUUCAAUGUUAAGUUACCAGCGUGCACCAUCGCAGCAAAGAAGCACAUUGAUCAAAGUACAACUAUUCUUGAUGUCCAAGGAGUGGGACUCAAAAACUUCAACAAGGCUGCUAGAGACUUGAUCACGCGUCUUCAAAAGGUUGAUGGUGACAACUAUCCUGAGACCUUGAACAGGAUGUUUAUCAUCAAUGCUGGCUCAGGAUUCAGAAUGUUGUGGAACACGGUUAAGUCCUUCCUUGACCCAAAGACUACAGCAAAGAUCCAUGUUCUUGGCAACAAGUACCAAAGCAAGUUGCUUGAGAUAAUUGAUGAGAGUGAACUUCCUGAAUUCCUUGGAGGUUCAUGUACUUGUGCUGACGAAGGAGGCUGCAUGCGCUCUGACAAAGGCCCAUGGAAAAACCCAGAGAUCAUGCAGAAAGUUCAAAAUGGUGAUCACAAAUGCUCAAAGAGAUCCCAAGCUGAAAACAUUGCAGAGGACACCAUCCCUGAGGGAAAUGAUGAAUGUACAACAGAGCCGACUUCUGAAGAGGAAAAGGCUUCAACAGGGGUCGAAAUUGUCCCAGCCGCUCACCCAGCCUGGAACGUACCAGAAGCUCACAAAUUUUCCCUCUCCAAGAAAGAAGUUUAUGCUAUUCAAGAGGCGUGUAGCAACGCUACAAACGAUGGAGGGAGGUCUCCUAUUUUCACAGGGGUCAUGGCUCUUGUGAUGGGUGUUGUCACGAUGAUUAGAGUGACUAAAAAUGUCCCAAGGAAACUUACCGAGUCCACCUUAUACUCGAGCCCCAUGUACUGUGACGAUGCGUCAAUGAACAAGAGUGCAAUGCAGUCAGAGAAAAUGACUGUGCCUGCAAUAUCAGGGGAAGAUUUCAUGGCCAUCAUGAAACGAAUGGCUGAGCUGGAACAGAAAGUGACCGUCUUAAGCGCGCAGCCAACAGUUAUGCCUCCGGAUAAGGAAGAGAUGCUUAACGCUGCCAUUAGCCGGUCCAAUAUCUUGGAGCAAGAGCUUGCUGCAACCAAGAAGGCUUUGGAUGAUUCACUUGGUCGUCAGGAGGAGCUAGUGGCGUACAUCGAGAAAAAGAAGAAGAAGAAGAAGAUUUUCAACUACUGGUGAGGAACCAUAAAGGGGAAGAAAGCCUCUUGAAGAGUUAGAGGCUUAAAUGGUGGAUUGAUAAUGUUACUUUUUGUGUGUGUGUGUAUGUAUUGUGUAUCCAAAUGUCUCGACCAAUGCGUGCGCUCACAAAUCAUCAAAGCCAAAGCUAACUGUAAAACCAAUUUCUCGUUUUUAACAAACAAAAUUAUUAAAGAAAGUUGAAAAGAAAGAAAAUUUUGUUCUUUCUUUCUGUGUAUAUUAUUAUACUUUCUUAUAAAUUUACAAUG
Molecule: messenger RNA, 1547 nt
Organism: Camelina sativa (false flax)
Lineage: Eukaryota; Viridiplantae; Streptophyta; Magnoliopsida; Brassicales; Brassicaceae
Source: RefSeq, a predicted model, not a curated record